AUGACAAGGGACGGAUCAAGUGAUGACGAUUUUUCUAUAAUACCGAUUGUUGGGAUGGAUGGGGUCGGCAAGACAACAUUUACUCACCUUAUUUACAAUGAUGGGGCAUGCAAAGGUUUUGAUCCAAAAGUCUGGGUUGAUCAAUCAUAUGAUGACGUUGAUGUAGCUAAUGAAACUCUAUUGAACAUGCGAAAGUGGUAUUUCAAGGAAUAUCAGCUCAAUGCUCAACUUACUUUAAGAAAAGAGUUCUCUCAAAAAAGAUUUUUUCUUGUUCUUGAAAAUGCCCAAAGCAAUAAUAUUGUUGAUAAUUGGAAAGGCCUGAAGUUUGCAUUUAUGUUUGGAGCACCAGGAAAUAAGGUCAUUGUGAUUACACGAGACUGA
This is a messenger RNA of Gossypium arboreum, 381 nucleotides long. Its product is annotated as putative disease resistance protein RGA4. The record is from RefSeq and is a predicted model, not a curated record. The transcript has a single exon. The coding region runs from base 1 to 381 and encodes 126 amino acids. NCBI's taxonomy places the organism in Eukaryota, Viridiplantae, Streptophyta, Magnoliopsida, Malvales, Malvaceae. Gene Ontology annotation, molecular function: ADP binding. Gene Ontology annotation, biological process: defense response to other organism.